AUGGCGGCUCGCGGGGUCCGGCAGCGGCUGAAGGGAAGCAGCGGCGGUGGCAGCGGCGGAGACACAGCCAAAUUGCGGGAGGAACUUCUGGGUCGAGAAGCAACGAUUGCCUCGGAUCAGGGAGCUGAACCACCUGGGAGUAAAGCAGGACAAGUCUGGGCACCUGAAGGGUCCACUGCUUUCAAGUGUUUGAUCUCAGCUCGAUUCUGUGCUGCCCUCCUGAGUAAUAUUUCUGACUGUGAUGAAACAUUCAACUAUUGGGAACCAAUGCACUACCUCGUCUUUGGGAAUGGAUUCCAGACAUGGGAAUAUUCCCCAGCUUAUGCUAUCCGAUCCUAUGCUUACCUGUGGCUUUAUGCCUUGCCAGUUAUGUUCCAUGCAAAAGCCCUACAAACUAACAAGGUUCUCAUCUUUUACUUUUUGCGAUGUAUCCUGGCUUUUGUGAGCUCUGUUUGUGAACUUUACUUUUAUAAGGCUGUGUGCAAGAAGUUUGGCCUCCAUGUGAGUCGACUGAUGCUAGCAUUUUUAGUUCUCAGCAGUGGGAUGUUUUGCUCAUCGGCAGCCUUUCUUCCUAGCAGCUUCUGUAUGUACACAACCGUGAUAGCUAUGACUGGCUGGUUCAUGGACAAAACAUCCAUUGCUGUGCUGGCAAUAGCUGCUGGGGCUAUUGUUGGCUGGCCAUUCAGUGCAGCUCUAGGAUUACCUAUUGCCUUUGAUUUGCUGAUCAUAAAAAGAAGGUGGCAGAGUUUUCUUCACUGGUCACUAAUGGCUUUAGUACUCUUUCUGGUACCGACAGUGAUCAUUGAUAGCUACUACUAUGGGAAAUUGGUGAUUGCCCCUCUCAACAUUGUUUUGUAUAAUGUUUUUACAGCCCAUGGACCUGAUCUAUAUGGCACAGAACCCUGGUAUUUCUAUUUAAUUAAUGGGUUUCUGAAUUUCAAUGUGGCCUUUGUAUUGGCUCUUCUGGUCUUACCACUAACUUCCCUCAUGGAGACCCUGUUGCAGAGAUUUCAUGUUCAGAAUUUAGGCCGUCCUUACUGGCUUACCUUGUCUCCAAUGUACAUUUGGAUCAUCAUCUUCUUUGCUCAGCCUCACAAAGAGGAAAGAUUUCUUUUCCCCAUUUAUCCUCUCAUAUGUCUGUGUGGUGCAGUGGCUCUUUCAGCACUUCAGAAAUGUUAUCACUUCAUGUUUCAACGCUACCGUCUAGAACAUUACACGGUUUCUUCCAAUUGGUUGGCUUUAGGGACUGUCUUCCUCUUUGGGCUGCUAUCUCUGUCUCGAUCUGUGGCACUGUUCAGAGAGUAUCAUGGACCCCUUGAUUUGUAUCCUGAAUUCCACCAAAUUGCUACUGAUCCUGCUAUCCACACAGUCCCAGAAGGGAGGCCAGUGAAUGUCUGUGUGGGGAAAGAGUGGUACCGAUACCCCAGCAGCUUUCUUCUACCUGAGAAUUGGCAACUUCAAUUCAUUCCAUCAGAGUUCAGGGGACAGUUGCCGAAACCUUUUGCCCAGGGACCAAUGGCCACACGGAUUGUUCCCACUGACAUGAAUGACCAGAACCAAGAAGAACCAUCUAGAUAUGUUGAUAUCAGCAAAUGCCAUUAUUUAGUGGACUUGGAUACAAUGGCAGAAACACCUCGGGAGCCAAGGUAUUCAUCCAACAGAGAUGAAUGGAUCAUCCUUGCUAACAGACCAUUCCUUGAUUCUUCCAGGUCUUCAAGACUAUUUCGAGCAUUCUAUGUUCCCUUCCUGUCAGAAAAGCAUACAGUGUAUGUGAAUUAUACCAUCCUCAAACCCCGGAAAGGAAAACAAGCCAGGAAGAAGACUGGAGGUUAGGAGCACAUGUGUGGUCCCAAAGAACCAGCCAUUGCUGCUACCUAGUGGCUACAUGGGCAUGUCCUCCAAUCAUCACUUGUAACAUUCACAAUAAAGAUUUUCCAACUUGAA
This is a messenger RNA of Gracilinanus agilis (Agile Gracile Mouse Opossum), 1944 nucleotides long. RefSeq names its product ALG9 alpha-1,2-mannosyltransferase (gene ALG9). Gene Ontology annotation, biological process: protein N-linked glycosylation. Gene Ontology annotation, molecular function: alpha-1,2-mannosyltransferase activity. The transcript is spliced from 15 exons. The record is from RefSeq and is a predicted model, not a curated record. Bases 1 to 1833 code for a protein of 610 amino acids. NCBI's taxonomy places the organism in Eukaryota, Metazoa, Chordata, Mammalia, Didelphimorphia, Didelphidae. Gene Ontology annotation, cellular component: endoplasmic reticulum membrane.